Messenger RNA from Suillus paluster, 1260 nucleotides. RefSeq lists its product as uncharacterized. The transcript is spliced from 3 exons. Lineage: Eukaryota; Fungi; Basidiomycota; Agaricomycetes; Boletales; Suillaceae. The record is from RefSeq and is a predicted model, not a curated record. Bases 214 to 1113 code for a protein of 299 amino acids.
GUCAACUUGAACUGUCAAGUCACUGACUCCGAACUGUGGCUCUUACAACUUAUCCGCAAUAUUUGCAUCAACGUUCGAAAUUCCAGAAGUCGAUUGUGGCCUUGAAAUGUCUGAACAAUAGUAGUGUUGUUCUGGCUUAAAAGCAAGCUUCAAUCUACGUUUUCUUGUCUUCAACGAGUUUACUUUUUCUUUCCUAACAGUAGCCUCCUCCUCAUGGUCGAUACUCCUGGCGUCACUGCGCCAAAGACGCCCCCGCACGGCGUCACCGCUGCUUCCCAGCUCAAGUCCACCCCGAAUGCAGUUGGUUCUGCUGCUAUCAGCGAACACAUCAGUACUGUUGGCACUGAGUACGUUCCCUUUUGCUCUGGCCACCGCACCCGAGUAUUGACCUUGAACAAUGCAUGCAGAGUCGGUGAUGUCCGUCCAUGGAUCACUCGGGAUGUUGAGGACUUCAGGGAAUGCCAUCCAGAUACAAUUCUGCAGAAGCUGCUAGAUGACUGCAAAGAUACCUUUGUUCCUCCCGUUGAGAAGUCGAAACUAUUUGAAGAUUCCCUCCAGGCCGUCGUGCAGCUCUGUAACGACCAGAAGAUCAAAGGACACAUUGAGGGUUUCGCCAACUGCACCUUAGAAAACGGUUCCUAUAUUCAUUUUAUCCAAGCUGCCAACGCUGCACUCCUCGAACUACGCAGCUUGAAAGUGUCCGGAUUGCGCGAUUAUACGCGCAACGACGAUACCGACAUCAUAUUUCAUCAUAACGACUACCCCAUAUUCCAAACGCACCAGGGCGCAACGUCCUUGCGGAAGCCCGACAUUGUUGUCGUCUCUUACAAAACCGCUAAGGGCAAGAGUGGAAAGGGCAAGGGUGGAAAGGGCAAGGGUAGAAAGGGUAAGGGUGGAAAAGCCAAGGGCAACGAUACCGAGGAGGACGAUAAGGAGGCAGAUGAUACGAAGGAGAACGUUAAGAAGGAUAAAGAUGAGGAAGACAAGGUCAACAUUUAUAUCGACGCAGCGAGCAGCCCAGCAGCCACUUCCAAUGGAUCGAUGUUCAAUCGACAGUGGAGUUCAAACGCAAGCGGGGUUCUCUGGCUGGUCCACCAGAGACAUACGAGGUGACUGAGUACGCUCCCCCCAAGCCGCCGUAUAUUGGGAAGAAGCCUGCUGGGCCUACCAGUUCGGCGCCUGCCGCUGCUUCUGCUCAAAGCUCGAACAAGCCAUCGAAUGAACCACAACGUACUCGUGGGUCCACGCAACUCAAAGGCA